CGGAAUUGUCUAGAAAUAGAGACUGAGAGGUCAUCUGCCUCGUGGAAGCAAUCGCAAAUCUGAAGAAGCGCUUUGUAAUCCAGGUUGUAGUCGUUUGGAAACCCUGUGCAGAAUGUCCUGGAGAUGGCUGUACUUUGGAGUAAAUGCUGGGCAAGAAACUUACUUACUUACUCACUUACUUACUUACUUAGUCAGUCAGACAAAGAGCGGUGAAACGUCGAAAUAGUGCAAUUUUUAAAAUGAAAAUAUUCAUUCAUUAAAAUGUUUAUGGAUUAUGAAAUGAGAGAUACAAAGAGAGAAAAGGCUAAAUAAACUAUCUGUUCAGCCAGUUUCUUGAUGUGGCCUUUCCCUGCAGAGAUAGAACAGUUUGAACAUGAGUCAAAUAUUGCUAAACAUGGGCAAACCCACUGCCAAUCCUAUGUAAAACCCACUGGUUUUACUAAAAUCUUUGGGCACUUUUCUUGGUUUUCAGACAGUCAAAAGUGGGCGUGGCGGAAAUGGGCGUGGUGACUGCUAAAACUGGCUGGCUAUUAUCUCUACUAAUGUAACAUUGUGACAAUAUAUUAUACUAUUGAACUACUUGAUGUAAUGAGUGUUCUGGGCAUGUCACGUAUGAUUGAAAGUGAUAGAAAGAGUUGAGUUUGUUACAGUGGAGGUCCUGCCGAGAUCCAAGAGCAUCGUGGACCGAUCGGCGUGCUGAUUGUCAAGAACAGACCAGAGAGUAGCUGAGGUAUAUCCUUGGUAUUCUCAAACGUUUUCAGCAAGGAGAACAGAAUUUAGAGACCACGUGGUCAUGUCCGGAAGAGAGACACGGCUACCUCUUAACUCAAAGAGACUGACGGGGAGAGCUACCAAAAGGAUUGCUACAGAGUUGGGGCUCCCCACCACAGCUUCCACUGCCGAGGUGCUACAGAUGAUAGACGCAAAACUGUCUGAUGGGGGUAGAGAGCCUUCGAACGUACAAGUACUGAUGGACGGAGACACAGCUGGAUCUUCUAUGGCUCUGAUGGACGAAACGGGAAUCUUUUUAGAGAUUCCAGAAGAAGAAGAAACUCCUGCGAUGGACCAGGAAGCGGCAGAGGACCCUGAGAACGUAACCGAGUCUGAAGGGGAACUGGAAAAGGAACUAACAGCAGUACAACAGGAGGUUGAAGCCCUCCAGGAGGAGUUGACUGCAGCAAAAGAAAGAGUACAUUCCCUCGAGGGGGAGGUAAGUAGUUACCAGGCAAAGCUUGGUGAUGAAAAGAUCAGAUAUAAGCAAUUGUGGAAAAUUAAUUGUGAUAGUGCUAUGCAAUAUGAUGUGUUUUUGUGUGAAAAAGAUGAAGAAAUAUGUGAAUUAAAACAACGCUUGGCCGAAAUGACUUCCACACGGGAAGCAGGGUACCCUGCGCUUCGCCCACGAGCGAGGGCCAGUAGGUCAGACAGCAUUGAAUCGCACACCAGCUCGCCUAUGAGAUCGAGAAUUGUGGACCCUAGAACAAAGACCGUACUCCCGAGAAAGGGGAAAGCCCCUCCAGUCGAGACAUUCCAGGGGGAUAGUAGGGGCGUCAAAUUCAAAGACUGGUUGCCAUCGUUUGAGAGGGCGGCAGACUGGAACGGAUGGUCAGACCAAGAUCGGCUAUUGCAACUGGCAGGCCACCUACGUGGGCGGGCUCUACAAGAAUGGGGCCUGUUACAAGCAAUCGAGAAGCAGACCAUGGAUGCAGCGGUGGAGAAUCUCCAGAGCCGGUUAGACCCUGGAAGCAGAAUGCUGGGAGCACUGGAAUUUAAACACAUGUCCCAGAUGCCCAGAGAGGGCGUGGGUGAGUUCAUUACCCGUCUAGAAAAGGCAUUCAGAGAGGCCUAUGGUAGGGAACCACUCUCUAAAGAGACCAGAGAUGCCCUUCUGUAUGCCCAACUACAAGACAGUUUGAGGUAUGAGUUAGUUCAGGCCCCAGCCGUCUCAGGAGCCCUGGCCUAUGAGCAACUAUGCAUUGCAGCAAAAGGGGAAGAGAGACGUCUGAUGGCCUUAAAGAAGAGGCAAGAGCUAGAGAGUGGCAGGAGUCCACCCGCGUAUAAACCGACAUUUCAGUCUAAUAGAUAUACAAGAGAGAGCUCAGGUACAGAUAAUUCAGGCCGGAAAGUGUGCUACGUGUGUAGGCAGCCUGGGCACUUUAGCCGGGAUUGCCGUCAGAGGAAGACAGAGAGCUCCGGAGGUCAUAAGUGGAAAAACCCCGAAACCAGACAAGUACAAACCCAGCCUGAGGCGUCAGUUGCAGAGAAUCCAAUAGACUACUUAGUGUCCUCAGAUGACGAUGACCAGUCUAGUGUGCAGACAGUGAGAGUACGAGAUACAGGGAGCAAAGUGAUGUAUGCUAAUGUUGAUCUACAUGGUGUACCAGUGAAAGGAGUCAUAAGACAGUGGAGCCAACAUUACUAUUCUGGGCGGGGAUCUGUUUAAAACAGUGGCCACAGUAGCCAAACUGAAAAAGAAGAACUUUCGGAAAGCCGACAAAACACCUCGCACCUAUGACCAACGACCAUUCGUG
Molecule: messenger RNA, 2528 nt
Organism: Halichondria panicea
Lineage: Eukaryota; Metazoa; Porifera; Demospongiae; Suberitida; Halichondriidae
Exons: 1
Coding region: 794-2440 (548 amino acids)
Molecular function (GO): nucleic acid binding; zinc ion binding
Source: RefSeq, a predicted model, not a curated record